GUGUUGGGGUGAUUUUGUGAGGCAGGCGGAAGAGAAGAUACCGGCAUUCUGCUGAACGAAGGGGAAGAAGAGGAACAAAUCAAAUUUAGAAAAAAGGAAAGGAAUUUUAGAGAAGUUUCAACAGAUUAAGCAGCCAAGUCUUGGAAGAUGCAGUUGAUUGUGUGCGAGCCCUCAGCCAUGUCCACAGCAGGCGUGAUAGAUCCCGCAGGAGACGUGAGCGUCCUGCAGCCAUGUCCUCCUGACUACAGUGUCCCUUCCAUGGAGGAUCCUGAUACAAAUUUCACAGCAAAUGAAUCAUCAGAGGAUGAGACUCCCUGUGAGCGAGAGGAAGAGCACAAUGGUGUCAACACACACACCGAGCCUGCUCCCGUCUCAGCAGCCCCAGGCUCAGCUCUGUGGACGUCGCAGAGGGACGGUGAGGUGAAGCUGAGGAUGGGUGAUUCAGGGCCGGCGGCUGAAGCUCCUCUCACCGUGAACCAGCUGUUCACACGUACCGUGGAGCGAUUCGGCGACCGGCUGGCGCUCAGCUGGAAAGAAGGAGAGGAAUGGAGGAAAAUAAGCUACAAAGAUUAUUACAAAGACUGUCGGACCGCUGCCAAGAGCUUCCUCAAGCUCGGCCUGCAGCGUUACCAUGGAGUCGGCAUCCUGGGCUUCAACUCUCCUGAGUGGUUCAUCUCUGACGUUGGAGCGAUUUUGGCUGGAGGUUUUGCUGUGGGCGUCUACACCACCAACUCCCCGGAUGCGUGUCAGUACGUCGCUGAGAACUGCCAGGCCAACAUCCUCGUGGUGGAGAACCACAAACAGCUCCAGAAGAUCCUGCAGAUCCAAGACAAGCUGCCUCACCUGAAAGCCAUUAUCCAGUACAAAGACCCUCUGAAAGAGAAGAAACCAAACCUUUACUCGUGGGAGGAGUUUAUGGAACUGGGCCGCAAUGAGCCCGAUGCUUCGCUUGAUGACAUCAUCGCGUCCCAGAAACCCAAUCAGUGCUGCACGUUGAUCUACACUUCAGGAACCACUGGGCAGCCAAAGGGAGUCAUGCUGAGCCAUGAUAAUUUGACGUGGACGGCGUUUUCGACGGCUCAUACGGUCCACUUGUCGGAAUCGACCCAGGAGGUGGUGGUGAGCUACCUGCCCCUCAGCCACAUCGCUGCCCAGAUGGUCGACAUCUGGAUCACUAUGAAGGUCGGAGGAGCCGUGUACUUCGCCCAGCCUGACGCUCUCAAGGGCUCGUUGGUGAACACCCUGCGCGAGGUGCGUCCCACGGCGUUCCUGGGAGUUCCCAGGGUCUGGGAGAAGAUGCAGGAGAAGAUGAAGGCAGUAGGAGCCAAAUCGUCCACUGUGAGACGGAAAGUGGCGUCCUGGGCCAAAAACGUGGGCCUGCAAACCAACCUGAGAAAGCUGGAGCAAAACGAUGCAAUGACCCACAUGCCUCUGAACUAUCGACUGGCCAAGCGUUUAGUGUUCAGGAAAGUGAGAAAAGCGCUGGGGUUGGAUCGCUGCGUUCGCUGCUACACAGGUGCCGCGCCCAUCACCAAGGACACGCUGGAGUUCUUCUUCAGCCUGGACAUCCCGCUGUAUGAGCUGUACGGCAUGAGUGAGAGCACCGGACCACACAGCUUGUCCCUGCCUGAGGCCUCCAGACUCACCAGCUGCGGGAAGGUAAUUGCAGGUUGCCAGACGAAGAUCUUUAACCCCGACUCGGAUGAAAACGGCGAGAUCUGCUUUUGGGGCCGUCAUGUCUUCAUGGGCUACCUGAACAUGGCCGACAAGACCGAGGAGGCACUGGACGCAGACGGCUGGCUGCACUCCGGAGACCUGGGCAAACACGACAAGGACAACUUUCUCUACAUUACAGGACGCAUCAAAGAACUGAUCAUCACUGCCGGAGGAGAGAACAUUCCCCCGGUGCCCAUCGAGGAUGCGGUGAAGGAGGCCAUACCCAUCAUCAGCAAUGCCAUGCUGAUUGGAGACAAGCGCAAGUUCCUCUCCAUGCUGCUCACCAUCAAGUGCCAGGUAAACAGUGAGACAGGUACCCCGGAGGAUGAACUCACCCCUGAGGUUGUGGAAUGGUGUAGGAAGUUGGGCAGCUCAUCCACACGGGUGUCGGAGAUCUGUGGGGGACACGACCGCCUCGUCCACGCCGCCGUCCAGGACGGCAUUAACAGAGUGAACGAGAACGCCACGUCCAACGCCCAGCGCAUCCAGAAGUUCACUAUCCUCGAGCAGGACUUCUCCAUCCCUGGAGGAGAGCUUGGCCCCACUAUGAAGCUGAAGAGACCGGUGGUGCUGAAGAUGUACAAAGAGCAAAUCGAGAACUUCUACAAAGAUGCUGUGACCCCGAGCAACCCUGAGAACCCGCUGCCUCCUAAAUGAGAUCCAUACCAAAGAGCAAAAACACACGCGCCUUCUGUCUGUAUCCAUGUCGCUUCUCGUGUAAAUGACUGUGUGUGUGACGGAGUGUAACGUUCCCCAUGUGAUGUUUUCCAGCUAAUUCUCUCCUGCAUUUGUGAUUUAGUUUAUUUUCUCCAUUAUGCUUGCUUUUUUUGUUUGUUUGUUUUUUGCAAGCAUGAUGCUAAAGAAACACGAGCGAGCUCCGUAAUGGGCCGCUGCCAAGCAACUUUGAGGUUCUUCACGAGUGUAGUAUCGGUUAUUUAUUUAUUUCCGAGGUGUGAUGAAGUUCGUAGGAGAGCCAUAGACUUGGUGCCAGUUCAUCAGGAAUGUUCAGGAAUCUGAGCUGCUCAUGUUUACACUGUGUAUCUAUUUAUAAACUGCUUAUUUAUGGUUUGUACGUAUGCCAAAGCAUGAAUAUUGAAGGAAAACAAAACUUGUGUAGCUGGAGUGUUUUUCAGUCUCGUCCUGCUCUUGUUGCUCUGGAGUAUGGAAGAAUCGAGCAUUCUAGAUUUAAAGAUGGUGUUGCACCAAUUCUGUAUUCAGGUCUGUCUCUGGAUGAAAAGAUGGACUAUCCUCUUUCUCUGAGAACGUUCCACAGGGACACUUGGAAAUCCUGGCAGUGUGUUGAAUGUAGAGACUCAAUUCCAAAUGUGCACAUUCAGGAGAAAAUGUACCCGAAAUGCUGAGGUUUUCCAGGCAUUCUCUUGUUUAGUCCAACACCCGAAAGGGUUCAUUAGUUUGCGCUUCUAGAAGAACCUGUGGCAUUUCUAUAAAACCUUAGGAAGGUCCCAAAUAGAACCCAGUUACGAAGCUGGAACCAUUCACCUUUUGGUGGUGGGGGAAUCCACACCUUUCUGAAAGGGAAAACCUUUGGUGAUGGGUUCUACUUGGAAACACUUCAAGUAAAACUCAAUUACAAAGCCGUAACCACUGACCAUUAAAAAAAAAAAACCAGGAAAUUUUCUGAAAGGCUCCAAGUAGGAUUGAGAAAUGAAGCUGGAACCAUUGAGGAACCAUGACUCUGAGAGGGAAAACCUGUAGUGUAGAGUUCUAUAGGAGUAGUGUGGGUUCUACUUGGAAAUCAUUUGAAACUUUCAGAAAUGUUAGAAAUAGAAUCCAUUUAGAACAGAACCAUUAACUUUCCAAAGAACCCUUAAAGAACUCAUUUCCUCCUUUUUAAAGGACAAUGUCUUCUAGCCAUAUAAUAAUUUAUUAUUAUUAUUUUUUUUUUUAAAGAAGUGAUCUUUAGAUGUGUUCUGGAGGAAAAAAAAAAAAUCUGGAAAAAUGGGAUUCCCCCGGGGAAUUAAAGGGGUGUUUUUUGAUGGAACCCUAAAAAGUUCUCAUUUCAAACCCAAACAAUAUAAAAUUUAUCAUUGUUUGAAUCUUUAUGAUUAGGCUAACGAAGCAUGACUUUCCCCCGAUUUCUUCCUGUUUUGAGGUUGGUGUGUGUGUAGCAUUGACAGCAGGUGUAGAGAAUGAAAGCAGUCCGGUUUUCCGACACACUGAAUUGAUGCCAGUGCGAACAGCAGGGGUUUUCAGGUCGGUUGAUGUUUUUGCACUAUUUAUUGCUCGCUCCUCUUGGGUGUUAGUUUGGUUUCUUGGAUUUUGCACCAGCAGCAGAUUUUAAAGCCACAAAAUCACAUCACUAAAGCCAUGAAUGUUUUUUUUCCUUUUUUUCUUUUCUUUCAGCCAUGUUUUAUGUUGAAACAUUUAUAUGCAGGGUCUUUUCUUUUUAUUAUUAUUAUUUUGCCUAGCAGAUUGCUGUGAACUUGUUAAAUAUUGUAAAUACCUUCAUGCUUGAUUUGUUCUGCGUGUACGUGUUUAUCACAUCAGCAACCAACCAGCUCCUGUUGUCUCGCGUCAUUUAAUAUCAGCUUCAAGAAACGAAACUUGGCAUGAAUGAAGUCAACAUUAAGAACCUGCUUUUGAUAAUUUGGCAUGUGAUAUACAGCAGUGUGGGGAAACAAAUGUGUACAGUGCUAAAAUAUAAAAAUUUGACAAUAAACCUUUUCUUUGCUGUU
This is a messenger RNA of Neoarius graeffei (lesser salmon catfish), 4412 nucleotides long. Its product is annotated as long-chain-fatty-acid--CoA ligase ACSBG2-like. Lineage: Eukaryota; Metazoa; Chordata; Actinopteri; Siluriformes; Ariidae. Bases 148 to 2373 code for a protein of 741 amino acids. Gene Ontology annotation, molecular function: long-chain fatty acid-CoA ligase activity. Gene Ontology annotation, cellular component: membrane; endoplasmic reticulum. The transcript has 15 exons. The record is from RefSeq and is a predicted model, not a curated record.